Molecule: messenger RNA, 1554 nt
Organism: Panicum hallii
Lineage: Eukaryota; Viridiplantae; Streptophyta; Magnoliopsida; Poales; Poaceae
Exons: 2
Coding region: 330-1151 (273 amino acids)
Source: RefSeq, a predicted model, not a curated record
AAUUAGCCUUGGGGUUCUGCAAUUAGUUUUGUAAUUAGACUUUGUUUAAUACUUCUAAAUGACAAGAUUCUCUUUGAUGUAACACCUCUAAACUUUAGACCUUAGUAAACGAACACACCCUCAGUAAAAAAGCAUCGAUCUGCCAUGGGAACCCCUCAGAGCGCCACGUGUACGUGUGCACCGUUUAUCUUGGACCAGGGAUGAAAUCAUGAAACCAUAUUAUAGAGUAACGAUGAGGAGAGCCCAAUUAGCGGAAAUAGUUAAUUGCAGGGCAAAAGUUAAGUCUAACCUUUUGCGGAUUCACACGAUAGAACACUGUCGUAUGCCGCAUGGCCGCCCCUUCCUCGAACCCAUCCUUGCCCAUCGCCCGCUACAAGCCUACAAAUCCCACUCCCCCACCCCGGCAGGUUCGGCAACCACCACCUCUCGGGCCGCAGCCACCACCACCGUGUGCUCGUGUGCUCCACGAGGCUCUAAACCCUCGCACGCUAACGCCGCUCCGCCAACGGCAAAAGCCGGCGCCUCGCUCCAGACCUCAAGAUCGCCUCCUACCGGCCACCAUGGUGAACGCCGCUUCCGCCGCGGGCUUCGUCGACCUGUGCGCCGGGCUCGUCGCCCUCGAGAUCUUCAGCUUCCUCGACCCCCAGCCGGGUGCGGGUACCGCGCCAUGGGCGCAAGCCCCGCCGCCCGACGACAGCGCGCUCGGGCUCUUGGUGCCGCUGGGCGCGGCGGGGUUGCUCCUCACCGCCGUCGCGCUCAUCUACCGCCGCCUGAGCCACGCCGCCGUCCCCGCGGCCGACAGGCGGAUGCCGGGGGUCGUCAACUUCGUCCUGUGCGUGUCGGCGGGCGUCCUCCACCUCUCCUUCUUCGUGCAGCCGGCUGGUGGGGCGGAUCACGUCGCGCGAGCUCGCGCGCUCGGUCUGGCGGCGCUGCGCGCGUUGCCCGCUGCGGCGACGGCGACGUACUUUUGGGGGAUGAUGCUUAUCAUAGUUGCGCACGUCCGCGCCGGCGGCGAAGGCGGCGGUGGCGCCGGCGCUGGAGCGGGGCACGGGGAGGUCCAGGGGCCCGUGCGCAUCCUCACCAACAUCGCGCUCGGAGCGGCGGCGGGGCUCGUCUUCCUCAUCGCAAUGGCUCUUGGCGUCAAGUAUUAAAACCAAGCUGGGCAAGGGCAACCACGACUGGCUACGGUCAAUAUUCAUUGUGGGGAUAUCCUGGGAUUGCCAUCUUCAGAGCAGAAUUUGACUACAUCUCCAUAGUGAAUUUAGUCAUGUGUAGCUAUUUUCAGAUGAAUGUUGUACUUAAUAUGGUCCUGGUUAUGGUGGUUAUUUGUGACUAUGGUAGUCGAGUCAGGGGUGAUCCUUUGAGCUUGUUGGUCUAUUCUGAACAGACUUUGCUCUGUCACCAUUUGAUGCAUCUGAUGUGUGAAUACUUUGGUGCAAUCUUCAAUCUGGUGCUUGUACUUAUUGAUCAUCUGGUUUAACUAACCCAAGGCGAUUGUACUGGUGUCCUGCUAUAUGUAAAUGCCCAAAUAAAUGGGCUGGUUGCCAGCUGAAA